AUGAACAAUGUUGUCAAAAAUAUACAGCCAGAGAAAAAGAAAAAGCGAGGACACUGUAAGAAAAAUGAAAUAGAGCAAGAUGUUCUGUUGAAAAGGGCAGCUACUUUAAUGUCUAAACCUAUAGAUGAGUUCCAAAUUUUUGGAGAUUUUGUUGCAAAACAUCGAACAAUGCACUACAACACUCAGGAACAAUCGCCGCAAUUGUACAUACAGGGAUUCGGAAUAAGUACAUUAACGAAUGAUAUGAAUCACCUGCAACAAUUACGCUGAAUGAGGCUACAUGUAAAAAUAUAUUUGAUAUAAUAUCCUGAAC
Molecule: messenger RNA, 313 nt
Organism: Acanthoscelides obtectus
Lineage: Eukaryota; Metazoa; Arthropoda; Insecta; Coleoptera; Chrysomelidae
Source: the annotation of a GenBank genome assembly